AUGGAUUUGAGGCUAGGUAGAGGAAAAGGAAGAGUCUUUGGAGAAAGAAAGUUCGAUUCCAUUAGUGGUAGUUCAUCAAGAACAGAUAAUAACGAAGAGGUUUUGGUUGAUAAUUAUGUUAAUGUUAGGGAGGGGGUUAAGGGUUUAAAACUUGACCAAAGUGGUGCAGCAAAAGAAACUGAGUUUGUUGAAAAAUACAGUCGAAAUUCGCAAUUCCCUAUUGAUAAUUGGAUCUCUGGAAAUGACCUUGACAUGAACAUGAGUAGGCUUUCGUCUGUAAAUUCAAGUGUAGGAGAUAUUUCAACCCAGUCAAAAUAUAUUGCUGGGUCAUUAAGAUCAAGGGAAAGCAUGGACCAGUGGGGUGUAGAAAGAGAUCGGUUUGAGGGGUAUUAUGCAAGCCCCAGGGUUGUUGCUGAGCGUGGAAGAGUUCCAAUAUCUGCUUAUCCUGACGAGGGACCUUCAAACUAUGAGCUUGAUUCUUUUCAGGGUCAUGGUGGGCAGAAGUAUAGGGGUGAUCUGAGUGAAGUUGAAAAUUUAGAACAGGAUCGAGCUGAGCUUCUUAGGAAGUUGGAUGAGUUGAAGGAGAAACUUAGCAGAACUUACGAUGUGGCAGAUAAACCAAGGGAAAUGGUUCCUAUAGAGAGGAGUAGGACACCGCCUGAUCCUUAUGGUGACCGGUUAACGUAUAAUCUUUCAAUGCAGCCAUAUGCUGUAGACAAGCCGAUGCCAAGACCUCCUCACUUCAACUACAGCCAUGGACCUGUUCCUUUUAUGGAUCAUGAUAGCAUGGAUAUGCAGAACUUCUAUCCUCCUCAAGGGCAUCCCUUGAAUGUGAUUCCAGAAUAUGAGGAUCCAUCUCAGCUACAGAUGAAAAGGAGGCCUCCCCAUCAUCCACCCCAAUAUCCAAGACCACCACCUCAUGAAUACUUUAUGGCGCAGCAGCACAUGGAUUUCAAUCUGCAUCCACUUGCAUCAUAUCACCAUGAGAAUUUUUUUCACUCGCCUCAAUGCUCUUGUUUAAGCUGCUACAACCAGAAUUCUGCACUUCCUCCCCAAGUUCCGCUCACUGAUUUUGGUAAUAAAGGGGUUCCAAAUGUUCCAAGUAGUUUGAAUUCCUAUCAUUAUGUCAAUCCUGCAACAUUGCGGCUGCACAAUUAUAAUCCCCGAAAUGCUAGUCUUCCUCCAUUCCACACAAGAUGGCAAAGUGACCUUGCUUCUGACGAUGAUGGUGAUAGACAUCCAAGAAGACCGACGGCAGUCAAUAGGCAUGGACGGAUUUUCCAUCCUGUAGCAGGUGGUGCCCCAAUCAUCACAUGCUUUAGUUGCUUUGAAUUACUGAAACUGCCGAGAAAACUUAACAUGACAAAUAAGAAUCAGUCAAAACUGCGCUGUGGUUCCUGUUCAACUGUAAUCUCACUUGAAAUCAAGAACAAGAAGCUUAUUACUUCUGCUCCUAAAGAAUCCAACCAAUUAUCUCCUGAGAUUGAUCCAAGUUCUAAUGAGGUGUUAAAGGGAAGCGUUUUAAGUUCUCACAGUAGUCAGAAUGCAGGUGACACCAACUUCUGCUGUGAUGAUUUAGAUAAUUCUGGUAAUAACUUGCAGUCCAUAGAUACCAAAGACAGUCCACUCGCAGAUGACCAGAGGCGGAACUUAGAUACAUCUGAGAAAAUGAAAUGCCUUUCUUCUUCAUCUUCCAUCCCUUCCAAGGAGGAAGAGGAGAUCUCAGAUAGUGUGAUUGCUCAUAGAAAUGUGCCUGACUCUGCUGAGCUGCCAACAAAAGAUUCCUUUUCUCCAGCACGUCCCGGUUCGCCUCUUUGGGAGCAGUCUGAUGAUAGUCCUUCUAAGCAUGCAGUAAGCAUAGAUGGGAAGGGAAACAAGAGUAAAUGUAUUGACCAAGACAAGGUGCUCUUUAGUAAGAUCACAUGUGGACAGAAUUCUGUGAAAGAUAGGUCAGUGGAAACUGAGGUGGAUGCUUCUUUCAAUGAAUAUCUCAAUACCAGCAUGUCUCAAGACUCUGCACAGGGAAGCAAAGAUGAAGAUCGACCCAAAAUUGGCAGGGGCGCUGAUUCCUUCUUGGUGGGUCUCAUCAAAAAGAGCUUUAAAGAUUUCGCGAAAUCUAAUCAAGCAGUGGAGAGAACAAGGCCUAGUGUUUUUAUUAAUGGGCAACCUUUGCCAGAUCAUGCUGUUAAAAAAGCCGAAAAGCGUGCUGGCCCAAUUCAACCUGGAGAUUACUGGUAUGACUUCAGAGCCGGAUUCUGGGGCGUGAUGGGCCAAACUUGCCUUGGAAUAAUUCCUCCGUUUAUUGAAGAAUUCUACUACCCCAUGCCAACAAAUUGUGCUGCUGGCAACACAGGUGUCUACGUAAAUGGGAGAGAGCUACAUCAGAGAGAUUUGGACCUACUUGCAAGCAGAGGACUACCAACUACAAAAAAUAAAUUUUACAUCAUUGAAAUUUCUGGGAAAGUUACGGAUGAGGGCUCAGGGCAAGAGCUAGGUAGCCUUGGCAAACUUGCUCCCACAAUUCAGAAGGCAAAGCAUGGAUUUGGCAUGAAAGUCCCCAGAGUGGUUGUGUAA
Molecule: messenger RNA, 2574 nt
Organism: Prunus armeniaca (apricot)
Lineage: Eukaryota; Viridiplantae; Streptophyta; Magnoliopsida; Rosales; Rosaceae
Source: the annotation of a GenBank genome assembly